GUAAGUUGACCUUUGAACUCCUGGACACUGACCAUGAGCAGUCUGAUGAUCCAAUAGAAAUGGAGCGUUGGUAUGAGUAUGUAGAGAAGUACGUCUCCAAGGACGACACAGUGUCAGAAGACCUGAAAGAACACCUUAACCGUAAACCUGUCUUCUUACCCAGGAAUGUGAGACAGUGGCGACUUCACCAGAAGAAUCAGAAAUCUCGGUCAGACACGGAGACAGAGGAAAUCCCAGGGUCACCUAAACAAUCUACAGAGGAUAUGGACAUACUGGACAACACUGAGUGUAAAUUUAACGUCAACUCAUUCAAAAUCGUGUACGUUGUUAAUAGCGAGUACUACCUAUACAAACGGACAGCUCUCACCAAGGCAAGGGAGUCACACAAGAGGGUUUCCGUAAAGCUUCAUGACAAAUUCUCCACCUGGAUAAAUCGCUGGAGGGAAGAAAAUCUAACGGAAGAUCAGAGGUCAGGGUGCGAGGAUUGGCUUAUGGGACGUACUGAGGAUCUUGUGGCGUGCACCACCACAAAGGAGUCAUGUGGUGCCGAGGAUGCCACACCGUACUUCACCUAUAACAAAUACAAGGUGGAGUAUGAAUACGAGACCAAAAGUGAGGCAGGGGAACCAGCUGAACCCGUCAAAGAGACCACCAGUUAAGGAGGAUACUAUGAAGCUUCUUAUAACAACUUUAGUUUCAG
This is a messenger RNA of Saccostrea cuccullata (small rock oyster), 700 nucleotides long. Its product is annotated as paired amphipathic helix protein Sin3a-like. The record is from RefSeq and is a predicted model, not a curated record. Lineage: Eukaryota; Metazoa; Mollusca; Bivalvia; Ostreida; Ostreidae. The coding region runs from base 60 to 659 and encodes 199 amino acids. The transcript is spliced from 3 exons.